AUGUCUUCUACCAAGGACGAGAACGACCUGAACAAGGACCCCGCCUGGUUCCUCAUCAACCUGAUCAUGCACACCGAGGCGAAGAAGCUGGAAAAGAUCGAUUGGAAUGGCUUCAUCGAGGAGAUGGGCAUCAAGAGCAAAGGAGCCGCUGUGAAGCGGUACGAGCGCAUCAUGGCUUCCUAUGGCUUGAACACCACCUACCUCCCUAAGCCCGGUACUCAAACCGCGUGUUCUGCCCAGGCUGAGAGCUCUGCUGCAGGGCCAGGCAGCUCCCCGCCGAGACGCAAGGCUCUCAAGCGCAAACAUGCUGAGGUCGAGGAGAGUGAGGGGGUUCCGGAUUCCAAGGACAAUGAGUAG
Messenger RNA from Penicillium subrubescens, 357 nucleotides. RefSeq lists its product as uncharacterized. The transcript has 3 exons. NCBI's taxonomy places the organism in Eukaryota, Fungi, Ascomycota, Eurotiomycetes, Eurotiales, Aspergillaceae. The record is from RefSeq and is a predicted model, not a curated record. The coding region runs from base 1 to 357 and encodes 118 amino acids.